AGUUAUAAACAUAGUUAAAAUUGCAUUUUUAGAGAUAAUUUCGUAUUUCUCUAUUUCACGUGCGCGGCAGAGCUCCUUCCUCCUGCCGAUCAUCUCCAUUUUCCCACCAUUGGCCAAACAAACUCCACCGUGCAACUGAGACUGUAUCGGAGAACUCCGUCGUGAACACCGUCCAUUUCCCCGCCGUGGAGCUCGUUAGAGCGCAUCUCUGCAUCUAUACGGUCUUCCUAUUCCAAUAGGUAGAAGUAGCGUUGAUGUCAACUUGACAAGUAUAAUGAGGUUGGUGGCAAUCACAUGGCUGAGUUGUCUAAGAAGGCAUCUUCAAACAAAAACAAGGUUUCUUCACACAUUGAAAGGUCCUCAAUCAGACCAAAUUUUAAUGUCUCCUACUCUGGCAUCUCUGGACCUUCCUGACAUCUGGACUCCUAUUUCCCCAUGUCAUAGUAUUCCAGCCAUACAUAAAAGCUUUAAUGAGCAAACUGCUAGGAUUCUUGAUGGAAAGUUGAUGUCCGCAGAAAUCAGAUCUAAAAUAGCUGAUCAGGUGAGACAAAUGAAGAAAAACGUAGGAAAAGUUCCUGGGUUAGCUGUUAUUUUGGUGGGCCAGAGGAGGGAUUCUGUUACUUAUGUUCGCAACAAGAUAAUUGCCUGUGAAGAAGUUGGAAUCAAGUCUGUGGUGACUGAAUUACCUACUGAUUGUGCAGAUGCUGAUGUUCAAAAUGCUGUCAUGAAAUUUAACAAGGACCCAUCAGUUCAUGGAAUUCUUGUCCAGCUUCCUCUACCACAACAUCUGGACGAGGAAAAACUUUUGGAUGCUGUAUGUCUUGAAAAAGACGUGGAUGGUUUUCAUCCUAUUAAUAUGGGGGAGCUUGCUCUAAGUGGAAGGGAACCAUUGUUUAUUCCUUGUACUCCAAAGGCCUGCAUUGAGUUGUUGAUCAGAUCCGGAGUUAAGAUUGCAGGCAAGAGGGCCGUGGUGAUAGGAAGAAGUAAUAUUGUUGGUCUGCCAACAUCAUUAUUGUUACAGAGACACCAUGCAACAGUCACCAUCGUACAUGCAUAUACUGAAAACCCUGAACAGACCACAUCAGAAGCUGAUAUUGUAGUUUCAGCUGCCGGAGUUCCUAACUUAGUCCGUGGGAACUGGAUAAAGUCCGGUGCAACUGUGAUUGAUGUUGGAACAAGUCCUGUAAAAGAUUCUAGCUGCGAGGAUGGUUAUCGUCUAGUAGGCGAUGUAUGCUUUGAAGAAGUCAUAAAGGUGGCAUCAGUUAUUACUCCUGUGCCUGGUGGAGUUGGACCUAUGACAGUUACUAUGCUUCUAGUUAACGCUUUAGAUUCUGCUAAACGUAUGCUUAAUUAUACUUGAUCUCUUCCCAUUUUGAUUUUAUAGUAAAUUUUGUUGAAUUUGGCUCAUCAAAAAGUUAAUAGAGUGUAAACUAAAGUGAUAAAAUCAUUUUCAGCCAAAAAUAAAUGUGAGAAAAUCAGGAGUUAUUUUAACGAA
Lathyrus oleraceus (garden pea) is the source of this 1495-nucleotide messenger RNA. RefSeq names its product bifunctional protein FolD 1, mitochondrial. Lineage: Eukaryota; Viridiplantae; Streptophyta; Magnoliopsida; Fabales; Fabaceae. Gene Ontology annotation, biological process: tetrahydrofolate interconversion. Gene Ontology annotation, cellular component: cytosol. The record is from RefSeq and is a predicted model, not a curated record. Gene Ontology annotation, molecular function: methylenetetrahydrofolate dehydrogenase (NADP+) activity; methenyltetrahydrofolate cyclohydrolase activity. The transcript has 6 exons. Bases 275 to 1360 code for a protein of 361 amino acids.